ACAUCCACCCCGACCUCUCCAUUUCUAUUUAUCUUUCAGCUUUGAUCCUUGUUGUUAAUCAACAUUCAUUCAACAUUAAUUAAUUAUAUAUCAUGGCCGGAAAACCCAGCAGCAGCAAGCUUGGCGUGGUCCUGGUUCUUUGCCUGUGCAUGGCCCUGCUCCUCGCCGCCGCCGUUGAUGGCCGCUCCAUCGGUUCUUCGCUGCAUCACCGCCACCGCCAUGUGAAGGUGCAGUCCCCGCCGACGCCGAGUGGCCACGGAAGGGGCGCCGGUCGUAAUAAGUUCGCUGGAGUUCUAGCUCUCCGGGGGAUCAAGAACUCAGGCCCAAGCCCGGGGGAAGGGCAUUCCUUGGUGAACGGUGCGGGCCAUAAUUGAAGCCUCUCGUCAAAAUUAAGUUCUUAUAUUUGGGUAUUAAACAGUCACUAAAGUUCAAGAGUCUUUUUAUAAGUAGUUCAUUAUGGGUAUGGCUUCUUUUGUUCAAUGGUUAAACACAAACACCAGAUUAAACUGUAUACAAUAAUUAGCUAAGUGAGUGCGGAAAUAAAUGUUUCCUUAUGUUUUUCUUGAGAAAGAAGAGUCGAUUGGUUUGUAUUUAUUUAUGAUGAAUU
Molecule: messenger RNA, 607 nt
Organism: Diospyros lotus (date-plum)
Lineage: Eukaryota; Viridiplantae; Streptophyta; Magnoliopsida; Ericales; Ebenaceae
Exons: 2
Coding region: 93-374 (93 amino acids)
Source: RefSeq, a predicted model, not a curated record